AUGGGUCUGAAGCUGCUCGAGUCCAGACUUUGUCUCCUUCUGCUUCUGGGACUUGUCCUAAGGCUUGUCUCAUGCCAGCGACCAACCCCUUCCCAGUGGUUUGCCAUCCAGCACAUCUAUAAUAGCGCCUACCCCCAAUGUAAUGCUGCCAUGCUGCGUGUCAACAGUUAUACAGGAAGAUGUAAGGGCAUAAAUACUUUCCUUCAUGCAAGUUUUGCUAAUGUUGUUGGGGUGUGUGGCAAUCCACAUACAACCUGUAAAGAUGGAAUCAGUACGAAUUGUCAUAACAGUUCCUCUCAGGUAUCUGUAACUUUCUGUAACCUCACAACUCCGGCAAGGAUUUAUAGCCAAUGCAGAUACCAAACUACAGGAUCGUUGAAGUUCUACACAGUUGCCUGUAACCCCAGAACUCCACGGGACAGUCCCAUGUUCCCAGUGGUUCCGGUUCACUUGGAUAGGAUAUUUUAG
Molecule: messenger RNA, 468 nt
Organism: Rattus rattus (black rat)
Lineage: Eukaryota; Metazoa; Chordata; Mammalia; Rodentia; Muridae
Product: eosinophil cationic protein-like
Exons: 1
Coding region: 1-468 (155 amino acids)
Biological process (GO): innate immune response in mucosa; chemotaxis
Molecular function (GO): nucleic acid binding; RNA nuclease activity
Source: RefSeq, a predicted model, not a curated record